Fundulus heteroclitus (mummichog) is the source of this 2860-nucleotide messenger RNA. RefSeq lists its product as uncharacterized. NCBI's taxonomy places the organism in Eukaryota, Metazoa, Chordata, Actinopteri, Cyprinodontiformes, Fundulidae. The transcript is spliced from 11 exons. The record is from RefSeq and is a predicted model, not a curated record. The coding region runs from base 490 to 2169 and encodes 559 amino acids.
UGUAGACAGACAUAGAAAGAGUAGACAGACAUAUAAAGAGUAUACGCCGCAUUGCCUGCUGAGACGCAAGAAAUAUGGCCGCCAUCUUGGACAGGUCACCCGCUCCACUCUAUUCUGUCUGAUGAUGAAGUGUCAGCGCAUCAUAAGCUGGAUACUAAACUGAUUUUCACGGGGGGGUUUCUGCAAACGUCAUACAUGUAGGCAUGAUACCGGACACAUGAUUUGGCGUAUUUUAAUAUUCAUAGUAGACUUAACAGUAAUAGAAUAUUCUUGUAUAUGAUAUAUGGUAUGUAUGAUGGGUAUUUUGCAAAAGACACAGGAUAUGCAAUAUAAUACACAAUGAAUAUUAAAAUAUGCUGAAUCAUGUGUCCAGUAUCAUGGCUACUUAUGACAUUUCUGGGAGAAAACUAUUUUAAAACAUUUAGGCUAUGUUACAAAUACAUCUUUCAUGGGUUUUAAUUUUUUCUGAGAAUAUCAGGUUUACCUAAUAUGCAUAUUUUUUCCCUUUUUCUUUUUUAUUUCAGACUGUUCUGUAAUGUACUGUUGUGCUCUGGUGAUACCAUCAUGUUGAUCAAAACCAGAAUCUACAAUACACAGAAAUAUGUCAAGAUAAAAGAGCCAAGCCUUGAGGAAUUCUUAAAUUCUGCUUUCUUGAAGUUCUCAGUUCCGCCAGUCAAUGGUGUCAAGGUUUUUGAUGAAACAGGAACUGAAGUGGAUGCAGAGGUCUUCUCUGACAUAGCGCAGCAGCCCAAUACUGGCAUACUAACCAUCAAGUUUGAUGACGAUUUAAAGGAAACUUUGCACAGCAGUUCCCAAGAAGCAAAUUCCAGUGCACUGUCUACUGGUAGUGGCGAUGACACAGUCAUCCUCGAAAUCGUGUCCUGCAACUCAGAUGACACAAUCAUACUGGAGGAGAGUGACAGUCCACCCAGAAAGCGACAGAGGGCAGAUGAAGAGGCCAAACGUGUGGUUGAAUUGGCGCUAAGGAGACCUGGGGGCGACCGUAUCAUCAAAGAGUACCACCGCACUAAAAGUCUGACCGACUCCUCACGCCGACAAAUGGUCAACAUACUUGUGGCUGAUAUGACAGAAGCACAUGGGACGGCCCCACCACGGAAUGUGAGAGAGAUGUACGCUCGAGGCAUAGUUCAGCUCUUCCCGUACUUGAUGGAUCCCUACUCUAAAAAUGGAUAUGAACAUUUCUAUGAUGGUGAAAGCGGCAGUGGCUAUCUGGCAUGGCGGCUUAAAACUAUACAGAGGAAAAGUGCUUCAUCAGAAAGCAGAGGAUCAUCACGUCAGCUGACUGGAGGACCAGCAGCCAGAAGAGAGGCUUCCUUUAGUCCUGAGAUGACAUUAAGUGAAGAGCAAUGCAAGGAGGCCAUGGCCUUAAUGAGAUACUGUACUGACGAGGCUACUAUCAAGCAGAAGAUGAAAAUGACAUUUCAACAUCGUCGCAGUAUGGUCCUCGAUGUAGAGAAAUCCUCAGAUGUCUUGACUGAAUUUCCCCGCUUCAAAGAUGUCAAAGGCCUGAUUGAGCAAGAUUUCGUCCUGCAGUUUGGAGAAGAUGUAGCUGCAAGAUUUAUGGAAAGGUGGCCAACAACAUUCAAGCAAAAGGUCAUUCAGCAGUGUAAGGCUCUCCCUUCUACAAGUGACCUUGAUGAGCUUAUCCAUUGUGCUGAAGCUACACCGGAUGAAGAGGAAAUUGAUGACACUCUUACACUUGGCUGGGACAGUGAUCUUUCAUCCAUUAUCCUCCUCCUCCACCUGAUACCUCCUUCAGCCCAAGGCCGGAGAAGACCAGGCAAGGUGUCAGCAGCCCAAGCUGAGAAACAUCUUGUCGUGUUCAAGAAGAGUGGAACAAGUAUUCAAGAACAUGUUGAUGCAAUCAAAUGCACCACUCAACCGUAUCAUCUUGCUGUUGGGAUGAAGAGGAGCACCAUCCAUGAGUUCUUCAUUAUUCUGGACAAGCAGGUCAUACCGUGCAAGUCAUCCAGUACCCUAGGAGCUUUUGACGAACUCUUUAAAGCACACUUUGUAUUUGGUACAAUGUACAACCAGAUGCUCCACAACAUGUUCACCUUCAUUCAGACAACCAUUUACAACAUAGAUAUUGGUCAAGUCCACGAGAGCCCACGUGUUGCUGAGGUUAGGGCCAGGCUGCUGCACUAGUUAAUAGAUGACUCCAGGUCGGCAACAUAUUUGUCACUUUUCACUAAAAGCUCUUCAAUCUGUAUUUUGAGUGAUUUUCCCAUGUCACUCAGUCUUAAUUGAUAUCAUGGGCCUGAUUUGUUUUGUUUGCCACUCUCAUUUUGUGGCAACCAAUGCUCUUGUGAGGCAUUUGCGGUUGAUUCAUGGUUUAUAUCCAGGUAAAUCACUUCGCCUAAAAUGUGCUCAGGGAGGAUGUUGUCGUGUUCUUUGUUCCUUUUCAGGUUUCAGGAAACAUUUAAACUGUAAACAUGCUGAGAACAUUGAGAAUGAAGCUGAAACUGAUAACAUUGUAGACAGUUAUGAAGCAACAGAUGAUACUCGGUCACAACAUUUUGAAGGAGCAGCCAGUAUUCCUAAUGUCCUGCCAGCACCCAACAUCAAUAUUCGGGAUAUGUGUGCAUCUGCUGUUGCGCAGCUUCAAGUUGCUGCGCAACAGCAGAUGCUGAAAUCAUUCAGUGUGUAGCGUUAUAAAUGCACUUUAAAGACAUUUUCAUGGCUGUGAGAAAUGUCAAUACAGUAUGUACCAAGAGAUUUUCUCUAGCGUUCAACAUAAAAUAUGUUUUUAUAAUGGAGACUUUAAGAUUUGAACUUUUACAUGUUUUAUGUUGUUACUUUUAAUGCCAAUAUUUCAUGUUUACUUGGAAUAAAUAUG